GCAAGGGCAAGACGGAUACGACAUCACGUUGAAGAUGGUCGAUCCAAUUACAGGAGUAUCAACGAAUAAUAAAAAUCUAAGCGCAAUGAAUUACUAUGCGUAUCGUAUGAUGAUUCGUACACAUGAGGAGAAUGUCAUUCUGAAGUGCGGUCGGCUAUUCCAGCAAUUCGCUGUCGACAUGUAUGUCAAAGUCGAGACCGAACGUUUAGCGUUCAUCAGAUUCAAUCAGCCAAAGCUACGAUCUGAGGACUAUAUACACUUGCGUGAUGCUAUUCAUUCAGAUGGUGAUGUUCAGAAUAUUGGACGACUGACGAUUCUCCCAUCAACUUAUAUCGGAAGCCCACGCCACAUGCACGAAUACGCUCAAGACGCUAUGACGUACGUGCGAAAUUAUGGAACUCCGGAUUUAUUUAUUACGGUCACAUGCAAUCCGAAGUGGACGGAAAUUGAACGCGAGUUGGAACCGGGUCAAAAACCGCAAGAUCGCCAUGACAUAAUCGCCAGAGUAUUUCAGCAAAAACUCAAGGUUAUGAUGGAUGUGCUUACUAAGUAUCGAGUUUUUGGUGACACACGUUGUUAUAUGUACUCGGUGGAAUGGCAGAAGCGUGGACUACCGCAUGCUCAUAUCCUAAUUUGGUUGCUGAACAAAUUACAUUCAAAUGAAGUGGAUGACAUCAUAUCAGCUGAAAUUCCUGAUCCAGUCACUGAUCCCCGUCUACACGACAUUGUGACGACACAGAUGGUGCAUGGACCGUGCGGUGCAUUAAAUCCAUUAUCGCCUUGCAUGGCUGAUGGAAAGUGCACAAAACGAUAUCCGCGACCGUUAGUUGCUGAAACAGUCACAGGGAACGAUGGAUAUCCAGUUUAUCGUCGGCGUUCAAAAGAAGAUAACGGUCGAACUAUCAAAGUUAAAGUUCAAAAUCAAGAGAUUGAGAUCGGAAAUGAAUUCAUUGUACCAUAUUGCCCGCUGCUAUCACGAAUUUUCGAAACACAUGCAAACGUUGAGAGUUGUCAUUCGGCCAAAUCAAUCAAAUAUUUGUGCAAGUACGUCACAAAAGGCAGCGACAUGGCUGUGUUUGGUAUUGCGUCGGAAAAUGUGAAUGACGAAAUCAGCAACUUCCAAAUGGGCAGAUACGUCAGUACUAAUGAAGCACUGUGGCGAUUAUUGUCAUUUCAAAUUCAUGAAAGAUAUCCCACAGUUGUACAUUUAGCAGUGCAUUUGGAAAAUGGCCAAAGAGUUUACUUCACUGAGGCUAAUGCGGCACAACGAGCUGAGAGACCACCAUCGACAACAUUGACUAGCUUCUUUGCAAUGUGUGAAGCAGAUCCAUUCGCAGCGAUGCUGAUGUACGUUGAAAUGCCCAAGUAUUACACUUGGAAUCAAUCAACAAAGAAAUUCAAACGUCGCAAACAAGGAACCCCAGUUCCAGACUGGCCACAGGUGUUUUCAACUGAUGCACUAGGUCGUAUGUACACUGUUCAUCCUAGAAACGAUGAAUGUUUUUAUUUGCGACUGCUGUUAGUAAAUGUACGUGGACCGAAAUCAUUUGCGCAUUUGAAAACUGUGAAUGGCCACCAAUGCCAAACAUAUCGAGAAGCAUGUCAACUAUUGGGUUUGCUGGAGAACGAUUCUCAUUGGGAUUUAACACUUGCAGAUUCAGUUGUUUCAUCAAAUGCGUACCAAAUACGAACGCUGUUCGCAAUUAUCAUCACCACAUGUUUUCCUUCACAACCAAUUCAGUUAUGGAACAAAUACAAAGACGCCAUAUGUGAAGAUAUCUUGCAUCGCUUGCGUAUUCAAACGAAUAAUCCUGACAUCCAAAUAACCGAUGAAAUCUACAAUGAAGGAUUGAUUCUGAUUGAGGAUCAAUGCUUGACUAUUGCAAACAAGCUACUGAUUGAAGUAGGAAUGAUUGCGCCAAAUCGAUCGAUGCACGAUGCAUUCAACCAAGAAUUAAAUCGAGAGCUGCAAUACAAUGUUGAUACAUUGCAGGAAUUCGUUAGAAAUAAUGUUCCGUUGCUGAAUGAACAGCAAAAACAAGUAUACAAAACAUUAAUGCAAGCGGUGGACAAUAAUACUGGUGGUCUAUUCUUCCUGGAUGCACCUGGAGGAACAGGGAAAACAUUUGUCAUUUCAUUGAUUUUGGCCACUAUUCGAUCAAGAUGUGACAUAGCUUUGGCGUUAGCAUCAUCUGGAAUUGCGGCGACUCUUCUAGAUGGCGGUCGUACUGCACAUUCUGCGCUUAAGUUGCCACUCAAUUUAAACACAAUUGAUACUCCAACGUGCAAUAUUUCCCGAUCCAGUGCAAUGGGAAAAUUGUUAAUGCAAUGCAAGCUCAUUGUUUGGGAUGAGUGCACAAUGGCACAUAAGAAAUCACUUGAAGCACUUAACUUCACACUGAAGGAUCUUCGGAGAAAUAACAACAUCUUUGGCGGCUUGAUGAUAUUGUUGGCAGGCGAUUUCAGGCAGACGUUGCCAGUAGUUCCCCGUGGAACGCCUGCAGAUGAAUUGAAUGCUUGCCUAAAGGCAUCACCUUUAUGGAAUAACGUAAAAACAUUAUCGCUAACCACUAAUAUGAGAGUUCAACUUCAAAAUGAUCAAAGUGCUGCACAAUUUUCCAAACAAUUGUUAGAUCUUGGAAAUGGAAAAGUCCCAGUUGAUGCGACAUCUGGAUUAAUUACUCUUACCAACGACUUUUGCCGAUUUGUAGACACUCAAUUAGUUCUUAUUGAAAAUGUUUUCCCAAACAUUAGUGAGAAUUAUAAGAAUUAUGCUUGGUUAAGUCAACGAGCAAUUCUUGCAGCAAAGAAUAAUGAUGUCCACGCACUGAAUUUCACCAUUCAAUCAAAAAUUGCUGGCGAUUUGGUGACAUACAAAUCCGUUGAUUCAAUAACAAAUCCCGAUGAUGUAGUAAAUUAUCCAACGGAGUUUUUGAACUCUCUGGAGAUACCAGGAUUUCCACCACAUAACUUGCAACUGAAAGUUGGUACAGUUAUUUUGAUACUGCGUAAUUUGAAUCCACCGCGACUUUGCAACGGUACUCGACUUUCGGUAAAGAGACUUAUGCCGAAUUUAAUUGAGGCAACCAUUAUUAACGGAAAGUACGCAGGUGAAAAUGUAUGUAUUCCUCGAAUACCAAUGAUUCCGACUGAUCUUCCGUUUGACUUCAAACGAUUGCAAUUCCCAGUUCGCCUUGCGUUCGCAAUGACAAUUAAUAAGUCGCAAGGCCAAUCGCUUAGUGUUUGCGGGAUAAAUUUGGAAAAUCAUUGUUUUUCACAUGGACAGUUAUACGUUGCGUGUUCACGAGUUGGGAAACCAUCCGCUUUGUUUGUGUUAACGUCAGACCAAAAAACAAAAAAUGUGGUUUACCAAAGAGCACUACAAUGA
Aphis gossypii (cotton aphid) is the source of this 3388-nucleotide messenger RNA. RefSeq lists its product as uncharacterized. The coding region runs from base 35 to 3388 and encodes 1117 amino acids. Lineage: Eukaryota; Metazoa; Arthropoda; Insecta; Hemiptera; Aphididae. Gene Ontology annotation, molecular function: DNA helicase activity. The transcript is spliced from 2 exons. The record is from RefSeq and is a predicted model, not a curated record. Gene Ontology annotation, biological process: telomere maintenance; DNA repair.